AUGGAGAAAGCAAUCUUUGCAUUAAAAUUUGAACAGAUCAGAGCGGCUUACAAGAAAAUGAAAGAGGAAGGGAGUGCUGCCGAAGUAAUUCGGUUGACAAUUGAGAAUGCCAUACACCGGAAAGCAUUUGAGAUUGCACAGUGUACGGAUAUUGAGCAAGAAAGUCUUCUGAGGCAGUUACUAGCUGUUACAUUCCAAGCUGCUAAAGAAGAUUUUUGUGCAAAAGGAACAACAGUUGCUGUGAUACAAGAUGUAUUCGAUGUUAGCCCAGUUAAACAUUGCGAAAAACUCUUCGCUAUUGUUGAAGACAAUUUGCCACAAUGGAAAAUGGGUAUUUUUUACGAGCCUUGCAAAAAUAUGAUAUUGAGGAUGUGUAAUGAUUUGCUGAAGCGCCUUUCACGAACGGUGGAUACAAGCUUUUGUGGCCGGAUUUUAGUCUUAUUAGCACAUGCGCUACCACUGUGUGAGAAAUCCGGCUUAAAUCUUGUUAGCCAUUUUAAUCUGGGCAAUAUCACGAAAUAUGACUUGGCAGAUUCUUGCUUUGCUGUUGAUGCGAAUUUAACGGAGGACAGCGACGUUAUGGAAGUCGGUGAAAUAAGUGAACGGGAAAUUCCAGUGGAUUAUACACUUUAUGCGAAAUUUUGGCAGUUACAAUCUUUCUUCUCUUCACCAGCAACAUGUUUUGAAAAAUCUAAAUGGAGGACUUUUCAGCAGAACACAACUGAGGUGCUCAACAUAUUUUCAAGUCAUAAACUGGAAUUCUCUGCAACCCUUGAAGAAGGUUCGAAAAGAGAACGCUCGAAGCAGGAAAAUUCAAAUGAUGAUAUUGCUGCAAUCCCAUCUACUUCGAGAGCUGAUGGAGAUGAAGACAUUUAUUUUGCGAAAUAUUUAACUAGUCAGAAGCUAUUGCAAUUACAGUUAAAUGAUUCUCAAUUUCGACGUUACUUUCUUGUGCAGUGCCUAAUUCUAUACCAAUAUUUAGUAUCCGAUAUCAAAUUCAAGGACAAAUCUUUUACUCUGAAUGAUGAACAGUUACGAUUUAUUAUUGAAUCCACUGAGAGAUGUUUUCGAUUACUUCGUGAGACGUAUCCAAAAGGACCUCAUUUUGCUGAUGCUAUGAAAGUAAUUCUUCAUCGUGAGAAGGAAUGGUCUGAAUGGAAGAACAAAGGUUGCCUGGAUUAUACUCAAUUGGCAGACAAAGAAAAACCUAGCGUUUUUAAAAAGCGGCCUAGAAACAGAUAUGACCCCUCAAAACUUGAUCUCGGCAAUCCAGAACUGACGAAGUUAUGGAAUAUCAAUCCAGAUAUGUUGUCGGCUUGUGAAGACUCAAGAAGAAAUUUUAUACCGAAAUCAGUGAACAAUGAAUCAUUCCAGUGGAGAGCAUCACGGCUGCUGAUGUCUCAGAGCACGUCAUAUUUUCAAACACCAUCGAAGAGGAGUGAAGUAACAACGAAUUUAGCACCAUUUUUGGAAGAAGUGAUCAAGCAUACUGCAGCUAAUUUUCCGGAAUUGAAAGAUCGCAUUCCGGGUAUUACAGAUAACAAAAGAAAUAUCAAAGGAAAUGUGAAUAGUAAUAACAGUUCUACUUCAUCAGCUCUUCGUAAUGGGCGGGAGCAUAUUGAACCAUCUGCUGCUUUAACUGACUCACACAUCGAACAGCUGGCACCGUUACUUGCAAGCAAUUGGUCGACGUUAGCAGAUGUAAUGAAUAUCAAUAAAGAAAGGAACGACGCAAAAGAAGAGCCAAUGAAAGUGGCACAAAGAAUACUAACAGCCUGGAGGCAGAAGGAGGGAAAAGCAGCAACGGUUAAACGGAUUAGUAGUGUUUUAUUGAUGGCUGAAUUAUUCAGUGAACAAGUUGGACAAGUUUUUAGAGGGAAUACACCGAAAAGGAUUUCAGCAUGA
Molecule: messenger RNA, 1905 nt
Organism: Brugia malayi
Lineage: Eukaryota; Metazoa; Nematoda; Chromadorea; Rhabditida; Onchocercidae
Gene: Bma-thoc-1
Exons: 19
Coding region: 1-1905 (634 amino acids)
Biological process (GO): signal transduction; mRNA export from nucleus; regulation of DNA-templated transcription elongation
Cellular component (GO): THO complex part of transcription export complex
Molecular function (GO): protein binding
Source: RefSeq, a predicted model, not a curated record